AUGAGGCGAGACCCCGACAAGAUGAUUCUGGAGCCAGACCACCCUCUGAUGGAGAAAUUCCAGAAGUCCCUGACGGAAUUUCUCCAGAAGAGGCAGUCGGCCUUAGACGAAGAGAUUCGGGGUCAUAGAGCCAGACUCCGUCGUGUGAAAGAAGAACACGAAGAACUCGGACUUAACCUUUUCGAUGCUCAACACCGAUUGGAACAGCAGCAGACCCAACUGACCAAGUACUACGACAGGAUGGAAACAGUCGUCGAGCAAAAAUCGGCGACGGAUUCCCGAGUCCAGGAACUCACCGAUGCGUAUCUCCGAGCUCGGAAGAUCGUCGAGGAGAACCGGAAGACUGAGAGAUGCCUUCAAGAGCAGGUGGAGAUCCUGGCCUACGAGUACCGUUGGGUUUCCACCCUGCAACAGGACAUGGACGUCGGAGUGGACGUCCUGAGGAACGCCUUGCAGAAGACGACGAAGACUUUGGACGAGGCGGCCUUGGAGAAGAAGAAGCAGGACCUUCUGCUUAAUAAACUUUCUAUCACGCUGGGUCGGUUGGAUCAAGAGCUCAAGACUCUUCGAUCUCAAUAUUCGAUCAAGAAGGAGGAACUCAGCGAGGUGGAGAAAGCGAUUCGUCUCGUUGAGGACGACAUCGUGGACGCGGAAAAGCGGCGAAAGGAACUCGUCAAGGGUUGGCAGAACGUCCUGCACAGUUCCCGGAAACAGGACGAGGCUUACAUCGCCUUGAAAGAGAAGUUACAGGUCGAGGAAGACACCCUGAAUGCCGUCAGACUGGAGAUCCGAGGAUUCCAAGAAGAUUUCGACCGCGAGACCCGGCAAAGCGAGGAACUGAAUUCCAAAAUCAGCCAAGCCGAGGACGAGAUCCGAAAAAGCGGGAAGGAGCUGCAGCGAUUCCACGAAGACUGCGAGGAACUGGAGAAGGAAUUAGACAACGCGAAUCGUUCUCUCAUGACUAUGGACGGACUCCGGGAGCACGAAGAGACUCUGCGGAAGGACUUGGAAAGCAAGAAAGAGCGAGAUCACAUCAAGUUCCAAAAUCUGCUCACGAACAAGAGGAAGCUGGAGGACGAGAUGGAAUCCCGGUUGCAUGACGCUAUGGCGACCAAGUCCAGCAUUAACAACUUGGGACAAAAGAGAUUUCAGAUGCUGCAACGAAACCGCGAAUUGGAAAGGAAGUUGGCGGAACAGGAGAACGCAAUCGCAGGAGUGACCCUCAAGCUUUGCGACUGCGAUGCAGACAUCAAAGACCUCAAGGACAGCCUUCAGGACGCCGAAUCUCGUCGGCAAAUGGUGGGCGAGGCCUUGAAAAAAGCGGAACGAGAAUUGAGGAACUCCGACCGACUGUUGAAACUCAAGCAGAGUCAGGUGGACGGACUCCAGAAACGACUAGACGAUCUCAUCGCCGACCCGGGCCGGGGAGAAUACGAUCAUCUAACCGGAACCAUCAAACGCCUGAAGAAGGACAUCGAAGAAGUCCGCUCCCGGCACCGAAAGUCGCAAAAACUCUGGCUGAGACUCCAAAAUGAUUUGGUGGAGGCUUCGGAGGCGAAGGCGAACGCGGAGGAGCAGUUGCACGCCUGGCGAGACAAAGCCCUGCUCUUCGUUGAGAGGAAACUCCGAAUGACGGCCGAGCUGGCCGACGUGGAGGGGGAGAUCAAGUUCACCGAGAAAGGGGUGAAGGAGAUGCAGAGGGCGCUGUUACACAUGAAUCAGGUCCUGCACGAGCAGAGGGAGGUCGAAGAGGGUCUGGUCGAGAACGCCAAGGUCCUGGAGAAGGCCUCAAAGGCCAAGGCCCGGGACAGGCAGAAAGACUUGGAAGACUUGCAGGAACGGGUUGGAAAUGCCGAGGGCAAGAGACGGGACAUCCAGGAGAGACUUGUCGAUGCGGAAGAAUCUUUAUUGGCCCUAGAACGAGACACGAAAUUGUGUCGAGAUCUCAAGGCCCAGGUGGAAUCGGAAGAGAAGGAAAGCGGGGAAAUGCAGCGAAUCCGCCAUGCGAUACUGAAGACGAAACACGAUACUGCCCUCACGGUCUCCCGUCAGAAAGAGAUCGCUCACCGUCUCCAUACCUGCGUCUCUCGUCGUGACACCCUAUGCAUGCGGGCCGAAUCCGCCCUUCUCACCUCAAAAAAGAGGCCCUCCGCCGUCGCAGUCCGCAAGGUCAAGGAACUCCAGGAAGCGACCCAGAGGGCCAAGAAGAACGCCUCGACCUUGGAGGUCCGGCUCCAAGAAGCGGAAGAAGAGCAAGAAGCCGAAAAGAAAAAGCUCCACGAAUACCGACGGGAACUGGCAGACCAGAAAUCCCGAAUCAGGUCGCUACAGGAGACCCUCAACCAGACCCUCUACCACCGAGCCAAGAACAUGGAGGACCUCCGAAUCAUGCAGCUCACCGGCAAGUGGCUGGAGGCCAUCCGAGACGGCAAGUACACCCUCCUCUUCCGAGACGAGGACAGGCUGCCCGGAGAGAUCCGCAAGGAGGAGGAGCAAUCGGAGGUCCUGCACCAGGUUGCCUCCCAGCUAUUGGAGCGAUUCUCCGGAUCGGAGAAAUUCCUUCACGCCAAAGCCCUUCUCUCUCCCGAUCACUCGCAACAAUGA
Messenger RNA from Darwinula stevensoni, 2604 nucleotides. NCBI's taxonomy places the organism in Eukaryota, Metazoa, Arthropoda, Ostracoda, Podocopida, Darwinulidae. The record is from the annotation of a GenBank genome assembly.